CUGUACUAACACCGUAGGAGCGGCACGCAUCUCCACGACCGAGGCCAGCAGCAAAUCCAAUUUUCAUUGUAUACAGUUAGGAAUGGAGAUAUAAUGUACUGGAAAACCGAGGAUGGUCUACUCCUCUCUUGCAGGACAAUGGAGCCGACUGAAGACAGAAUUGUUUACAUCAGCAGAACGGAAACAUUCAGCGCCGCACACAGGCUCUUCAAUGAAAAGCUGACAGAUGUGGAAAAUGAGAAAAUAUUUGGAAAAUGCAGCGCAGUAAAUGGUCAUGGCCACAACUACAAAGUUCGUGUGACGCUGCGUGGACCGGUUCAUCCAGUCACAGGGAUGGUCUUCAACCUUACCAUUCUAAAACGUCUUAUGACUGAAUGCAUCAUGGAUGUCCUCGACCACAAGAACAUCAACAUGGACGUCCCUCACUUCCGGCAUACGGUCCCAACCUCGGAGAACAUUGUCAUCUUCAUCUGGAAUCAGUUGAAGAAGAAGCUCGAUGACGAUCUCCUGUAUGAAGUGCACAUGCAGUCCAACGAGAGUGACGCGGCCACGUAUCGUGGGGAGAACGCGGCCGGGCUUUCAUAGUUACACUAGCCGACCCUGCAGCUGAUCGCGAGACACACGAGCACCUGCCGCGGAGAGAACGCGCACGUCCGCUGAAAGCUUAAUCUGCUACCCUGCAGUCUAUCGCACUUACGUUGCACGAAUAUGUUCAACAUGCCCUUUCUGGAACAAAUAAAAUGCAUUAUUGAGUUGUA
Molecule: messenger RNA, 758 nt
Organism: Haliotis rufescens (red abalone)
Lineage: Eukaryota; Metazoa; Mollusca; Gastropoda; Lepetellida; Haliotidae
Product: 6-pyruvoyl tetrahydrobiopterin synthase-like
Exons: 7
Coding region: 94-585 (163 amino acids)
Cellular component (GO): mitochondrion
Source: RefSeq, a predicted model, not a curated record